Molecule: messenger RNA, 309 nt
Organism: Porites lobata
Lineage: Eukaryota; Metazoa; Cnidaria; Anthozoa; Scleractinia; Poritidae
Source: the annotation of a GenBank genome assembly
GGAGAUGAUGAGAAUCAGGCAAGGGAACUGUCAAAUAUAAUCAGUGGAUGCAAGCAAACAAGUGAUAUUCAACAACAACCUGCUAACAGCAGCCCCAAUAAGGAUAGACUACCCCUUCAAGCCAGUUCUUCCAGCAACAGUUUCAGUACCAUCAACAACUUAACAGGUACAGUGAAUUUCUAUGGUGCAUUUUCUGGCUUUCCAGGUCUAUGCCAGUGCCAACUCACCAAAGCACAGAGCCACGACGUACAUGGAAAAGGAUCAGAGCUUCUGUACUCUCAGACUCAGAUGAGGACUAGCUAUUGCUGA